AUGUCCGGAUACGACCAAUACAACCAGGGCCACGGCCAGCAGGGUUAUGGCCAACAGGGCUAUGGCCAGCAAGGUUACGGCCAACAAGGCUACGGCCAACAAGGCUACGGUCAGCAAGGCUACGACCAACAGCAACAGUAUGGUCAACCUCAACAUGGUUACGGUCAGCAAGGUUAUGGCCAGCAGCAGGGUGGUUCUUCCGACUACUACGCCGGUCAGCAACAUCAGCAGGGCUACGGCCAGCAACAGGGUGGUUCAUCCGACUACUAUGCCGGCCAGCAACACCAGCAAGGCUAUGGACAGCACGACCAAAACCGCCAGGGUGGUUACGAACAGCAGCAGGGUGCUCCUGGUGAGGCCCAGGAGGGCGAGCGUGGUCUUGCCGGUGCCCUAGCCGGUGGUGCCGCCGGUGGCUUCGCUGGCCACAAGGUCAAUCACGGUUUCCUCGGAACAAUUGGUGGAGCCAUCAUUGGUAGCAUCGCUGAAGACGCCGUCAAGAAGCACCGCAACAGCAACAGCCAGUCUCCUCCUCAGUACGGUGGCCCCAACAGCCAAUACGGUGGCCCUCCUUCCAACAACGGCAGCAGCCCGUCCAUGAUGGAUCAGCUCGGUGGCUUCUUCAAGAAAUAG
This is a messenger RNA of Penicillium coprophilum, 630 nucleotides long. It is a transcript of the gene hel10, whose product is annotated as putative high expression lethality protein Hel10. The record is from RefSeq and is a predicted model, not a curated record. Gene Ontology annotation, cellular component: outer membrane. NCBI's taxonomy places the organism in Eukaryota, Fungi, Ascomycota, Eurotiomycetes, Eurotiales, Aspergillaceae. Bases 1 to 630 code for a protein of 209 amino acids. The transcript has 2 exons.